CGGACGCUGUCGCUGUGGGCCCGGCAGUGUGGCCAACGUGCGGCGGUGAGGUCACGGCAGCCACUGCGUGGACUAUAUCAUGCAGCAUCUGGCAGCACUGCCUGUUGUUUGUGACUGGAAGCUGCGCCGUGCAGACAUUGUGCAACGAUUGCCUACACCGUGCUUCGGACUGUUGUUCAGCGACCUACAGUUCCGGUGACUGGUACACACUGUUAGUACCGAGAUACUAACAAUGCUGGGACUAAUUCUGGUAUUUUGUGCUGCGCAUGCGCUAGCUCUUCCAAAACUGGACAUGGACAACUACGUGCACGGGCCUACCAUUACCGACGGUAAAUUGAUAAAAGUAAUGGACUACAAGUUCGGCGAAGUUAAGGAAGACUACCAAGAGCUGAAGAAUGAGCUGAUGAACACUAAAAAAAUGGUGGAAGAACUACAGAAAGAAGUAUUUGAUUUGAAGAUGAUUAUUAUGGAUCAUGACAGACAGCAAGGACUUGACUUGGAUGCUAAUGCUUCAUCUGUGGAGACAGAGCCACAACCUUCAAUGAGAGAGUUGGUGGAGCAGUACGACAGGUCCACGGACUGGAGCGCCCUGAGGAGCGGCCUGGAGGCUCUCCUGGACGAGCGCAGCGUGGAGAGCCGGCAACUGGCGAGCGUGGACGACGCCUCGUGGGGGCACCUGUGGCAGGUGGGCGACCGCGGCUACGAGGAGCUGGCCACCCUGCUGCUGGACGCGGGGCUGCCCGUCGACAAGAGGGACAGCGUGGGUGACGCCAUGCUGCACGGCGCCGCCGAGGGCGGUCGCAUCUCCAUGGCGCAGAUGCUGCUGGAGCGCAAAGCGGACGUGAACCUGCGCGGCUGGCGGGGGCUCACUCCCUUCCACAAGGCGGCGCUGGGCGGACACCCGGAGGCGCUGAAGUGGCUGGCGGACCGCGGCGCGGACGUGCGCAGCGCCGACGACGAGGGCAUGACGGGGCUGCACUUGGCCGCCGAGCACGGUCGCCUGGAGGCGGCGCGGCUGCUGCUGGACCUGGGGCUGGACGCAGCGGCCAGGGACGCUGCCGGCAGGACGCCCCUCGACUGGGCCCUGAGGCGCGGGCACCGCGCCGUGGCCGAGCUGUUGGCCGGCCCCGCCCGCUCCGGCUCCACCGCGCCUCUCUGAAGCCUUCCCGACCUCGGUCUGUGGCCACCCCCUGACCCUCCCCCGUUUCUGUACCCAUUCGCCUCUGCUCGCGUGGGACUCUCUUGGCUUCUUCGUGUUAGUUAAACAAUUUUUUUAUACUUAUAUUAUCUCUUAAUAUCUGUGAAAUGUAUGCCCCAAAUUCUAUAGAAACCACUUCAGCGAAGCAAAUUUCCUGAUAAUGCCUCACAUUUUCCAAAAAAAAAAGUAAAAUGACAGUCAC
Molecule: messenger RNA, 1400 nt
Organism: Bacillus rossius redtenbacheri
Lineage: Eukaryota; Metazoa; Arthropoda; Insecta; Phasmatodea; Bacillidae
Product: ankyrin repeat domain-containing protein 2-like
Exons: 8
Coding region: 233-1159 (308 amino acids)
Molecular function (GO): protein binding
Source: RefSeq, a predicted model, not a curated record